This is a messenger RNA of Pistacia vera, 1266 nucleotides long. Its product is annotated as peroxisomal 2,4-dienoyl-CoA reductase-like. The record is from RefSeq and is a predicted model, not a curated record. Bases 248 to 1147 code for a protein of 299 amino acids. Gene Ontology annotation, molecular function: 2,4-dienoyl-CoA reductase (NADPH) activity. The transcript has 5 exons. Lineage: Eukaryota; Viridiplantae; Streptophyta; Magnoliopsida; Sapindales; Anacardiaceae. Gene Ontology annotation, biological process: fatty acid catabolic process.
UUUUCUCCUGGACCAUGAGUUCUGUUCCGUCCAAUCUCAUUGGAGGGAAGACAGCUUCCAAACCUCAAACUCAAAGCAAGACAAAUCCAUAGCUGGUGUAAUAAUAACAAUUAAUUAUAAUUAAUAAUAAAUUACAAUUUUUUCUGAUUUGUUUUUAAGCUUCAGCCGGCGAAGUCGAAGCUUCCCACUUUCUCUAAAAAAGCUCAGCAUUUUUAAUUCGUUUCACUGAGUUUUGCUCUGAACGUGAAUGAAAAUGGAGUCACCUUUCAAGGCAGAUAUUAUGAAGGGAAAGGUGGCUUUGUUGACCGGAGGAGGAUCCGGAAUCGGGUUUGAAAUUUCUCUUCAAUUGGGCAAACAUGGCGCCUCCAUUGCCAUCAUGGGUCGGCGCAAAAGUGUUCUGGACUCCGCUGUUUCAGCUCUCCACUCUCUUGGCAUCCCUGCUAUCGGACUUGAGGGAGAUGUUCGCAAAAGAGAUGAUGCAGUGAAAGUUAUUGAAUCAACAGUUAAGUAUUUUGGCAGGCUUGACAUUCUUGUGAAUGCAGCUGCUGGAAAUUUCCUUGUGCCUGCUGAGGAUUUAUCUCCUAAUGGUUUUCGAACAGUGAUAGACAUAGAUUCAGUUGGCACUUUUACAAUGUGCCAUGAAGCAUUGAAGUAUCUUAAGAAAGGGGGACCUGGGAAGGACUCAUCCAGUGGUGGAACAAUAAUAAACAUUAGUGCGACUUUGCAUUAUACUGCGACUUGGUAUCAAAUUCAUGUAUCUGCUGCUAAGGCAGCUGUUGAUAGCAUUACAAGGAGCUUGGCACUGGAGUGGGGUACAGAUUAUGAUAUUAGAGUCAAUGGAAUUGCACCAGGACCUAUCGGAGACACAGCUGGAGUUAGUAAACUCGCGCCUGAUGAGAUAUUGAACAAAGAAAGACAGCAUAUGCCUCUGUUCAAAUUGGGGGAGAAAUGGGAUAUUGCAAUGGCUGCUAUUUAUCUUGCAUCUGAUGCAGGAAAAUAUGUCAACGGAACAACAAUGGCUGUCGAUGGAGGGCUAUGGCUAAGCAAACCGCGGCAUCUACCAAAAGAGGCGGUGAAGCAAGCAUCAAGAGCUGUAGAGAAGAGGUCAAGAGAUGCACCAGUUGGCAUUCCAAAAAGCAAGUUAUAAAUUUAUAAUGAUUAAAUUGAAUGAUCUCAUUACCCAACAGUUAUCUUGAAGUUCCAUAAGUGUGUUGCUAUGUAUUUCAAUCAACUUUUAGACUAUCUUCGAAUGGUUCUUUAUUAUAA